GUCCGGAUUCGGACAGGCCAGCCAACCGGUGGAGUCGAGCAUGAAGCGCGAGCUGUGGAGCCAUGCGCUGCCAAACGAGCCGACGACGGUCGUCGAGCUAGGCAUGAGCCAGCGCCUCGUACAUGCGUCGCCAGACGCAAUUCCGUCGACGUCGGUGCCGUUGCUUAAUGCACCGAGCGCGGUCGUUGGCUUCGAAGCCGUCGGCGCGCCGCGGGUCUUCUUCCGCAACGUGGCCGCGUACCCGUUGAAGCGACCCGACACGAACCGCGACUGGUACAGCAUGGAUCGACACGCCAACUACGUUCAGAACUGGGCCGCACGGCAGCUCUCGACCUUUGACAAGCGCUUCAAGGACAACCUCUCGCAGCUGCACCCGGAGACCCGCGACCAUAUCGAGACCGAGAUCCUGAACGGCCGCGCCAACAGCGCCCUCCGCAGCGCGCGCCAGGGCAACACUCUCGCAACGCACACGACGAGUGCGCACCAGGUUUUGUGGACGCCGGCAGGCGAGCUCAUGCAGCACAUCCAGAGCUUUCGGCGCGAGUCGCAGCCAAGCCAUCGAUCCAAGGCCAAGCGGUGGAUACGCUACGCACCAACGACUUCGACGACGAAUCCGAUCCGGCAGCUCGAGGCGCUCGGCGACCCCAACGUCCCGGCCGUCGUCGCCCGUGGAGACGCCAACGCCACCAUUGCAGCGCUCUCGUCGGUGGACAACAGCGUUCAAAUCGUCGAGACGCUGCGCUUCAACCACUUGCUCGAACACGUCGCUUGCAGUCCGCACGCGCUGGGCGAAGCCAUGUUCAUCGUGCAAAACCGCGAGUUCCUUCUGUGGACGCCAGAAGGCGGCUUGCGCUCGAUGGGGCCGCCCGUGCAGGAGCAGUGGACGCGCGCCGUGUACAGCAGUCAUCCCUGUGUGCUCUGGGUGGCCGCGACCGACACGAUUGGGACGCUGGACACGCGGCAAGCGUCGCCCGCCUGCUUCAAUCGCAACUGGAUCUACAACUCACACGGCGCGACGACCAUCUACGACGUCAAGCGGCACCCGAGGUACACACGUACGUACCAGUACGUGGUGCGCACGGGGCUCUCGCUCGAGGUGUUUGAUACGCGCAGCAGCAGUCGGUCGGUCGUACACUGGUCGCACACGGGGCUUUUCCCGGAAGCGAGCGUUCGCUGCAACAUCAAGGAACCGAUGAGUGGACCUUUGGAUAUUGUCGACGUCUCGUCCGGCGCCAAGAACCAAGCGCUCUUGCUCUCGGGCACGUCGGUCCUCAACAAGGUGACGGUGCACAGCUACCACGUUGCGUCAUCGCACCCGAGUGGCAGCGAAGUGUUGCGGCCGCUUCUGGCGUCGUCGCUCUCUUCGCAGAGCCAAGUAGGCGUCGACAUGGCGCCUUUCGAUGUCCACUUGCCCGACACAAGUCCGUCCUUGCACUUGGUCGGUGUUGCAGGCCUUCUCAACGCGUUUGGCUCGGUGAAGCACGGCGCAUCUUGCGUCGACGUCUUCCAAGUGAGCUCGACGGGCGACGUCUUUUGCCAGACACUGAUGGCUUCCGAUGCCGCAGAAGCCGCCGUGCAAGCCGAGCUGCCGUGCGGUAUGGCGGUGCGCGCGACCGACCGCGACGCGUCGCUGCCGAUUGCUUUCAGCGCGUUCCUUCCCGAGCACGACGCGGAGAACCGGCUUGCGCACGUGCGCAUCGAUCAAGAGAAGCUCCGGGCCGCUUUGGUCGCCCGCUCCAAGGAGCUCAGCCCAACGAUAUCGCCCAGCGACGACCUGCUUUCUCUCGCGGUGCUACGCCGCCACUUUCGCGUGGUCAAGCCGUCGUGCACUCUCCGGACGCUGCGGGACACGUGGGUCGAUCUGCCCAAAGUGCACGUUCUGCUUGCGUCGUUGCGGGCUUCCAACGGCUUUCACCUCCAGUACGUGCACCCGCACAACCGCGGCCCCCACACGCGGGUGCGAGUGCGUUCAGCCGCAGAUGGCGAGGCCGACGUCAAACCGUCGCUGGCAGCAUGCCACUGCACCAAGAUGGGCGAUGCCUUGGAGCCGUGCUCGGGCGACAACUGCGUCCUGCUGGACGCGAUCGUGGUGCGCCGCCAGUACCACGACAGCGUCAAGCACGAAGAUGGUGGCGUCGUUGCCUUUGGCAUUCCGACGAGAACCAAGUGCGACGAGAAGAAGGUGACGACCAACGUCAACGGCCACGACUUUGUAAUCGCGGACCUCCGCGCUGUGUACGGCCGCCUCCCAGACCCUGCUUCGCAGUACGACUCCCAGUACGACUAAGCCUGCAAUAGAAUAGCUACCACCAAGCGUUGGACCUU
Saprolegnia parasitica CBS 223.65 is the source of this 2325-nucleotide messenger RNA. RefSeq lists its product as hypothetical. The record is from RefSeq and is a predicted model, not a curated record. Gene Ontology annotation, biological process: transcription by RNA polymerase I. Gene Ontology annotation, cellular component: fibrillar center. The transcript is spliced from 6 exons. NCBI's taxonomy places the organism in Eukaryota, Oomycota, Saprolegniomycetes, Saprolegniales, Saprolegniaceae. The coding region runs from base 41 to 2287 and encodes 748 amino acids. Gene Ontology annotation, molecular function: RNA polymerase I core promoter sequence-specific DNA binding.